AUGAAGGACGCAGAAUCAGGGAUAAAUAUGGAGGUUGGUGAGGAGAUGGUAAACACAAAUGAUUCUAGAACUGGGGAUGAUUCUGCCAAGAUUUGGGAGGACAAUGAACAUUCACCAAAGAAUAUUCCUACAGUUGGGAUGAAAUUUUUAACCGUGGAUGAGGUUUAUCAAUUCUAUAAAACUUACGCAUACCGCGUGGGAUUUCCUAUUAGAAGGAGGAGCUCCAGAAAAGGCCAUAGCGGAAAUCUUGAAAGCGUGAUAUAUACUUGCAGUCGUGAAGGCAAUAGAUCUGGGAAUGCAUGCAAUCAACUUAAUCCUCACCCAACAAGUCAAACUGGUUGCAAAGCUAAGUUGACUGCAAGUACAGAUGCUACUGGACUUUGGAGCAUCAUAGCUAAAGAGUUGACUCACAAAAUGUACUGCAAUAUUAAAUGCAGUAUGGAGGUUCCUUUUGGAUCUGAAUACAAAAUAGUCGAGGAUGUUCAACACGAUGGAAAAAUAGGUAAACAAAAAACACUUGUUGUGUCAUUUAAUCGUGGAGAGUCUGAAGUUUUUUGUAGUUGCCAUAUGUUUGAGUUCAGGGGAAUUCUAUGCAAACAUGCAAUUUCAGUCCUCCUCCUGAAUCAUGUGUGGUCUGUUCCAGAUAAGUAUAUCUUACGAAGAUGGAGAAGAGAUGUGAGUCGACUAUACAUGCGGAUCAAGAUCAACUACAACGGCUGGAUAGUUGCGCCAGGACAAGAAAGGUACGAUGAAUUGUGUCGUGAUUUCACAAGGCUAGCAGAUAUUGCAACACAUAAUGAGUCGGGGUUCAAGGAUGUUAAAAAAUGGAUCGAAAUGAAAACAAUUGAGUUGGCUACUUUACGGUCUAAUUCAUUGAGAGGUUGUAAUUUAGAGCCAAAUAGUUGUGUUGGUGAAAUAGAACGGGGAAUAACUUCAGCGGAUAAAUACUUGACCAGUAUUGCACCAAAAGAAAAGGUGCACCUCGGAAGGCUCGGAGGAAAAGUCCACUUGAGCUUGACACAAGUGAAUGCGAAGACGAAGAAGGGAAAAAAUGUAAGGCCAGAUGGUAGUCCAUGUGUUGGGAACCAAUCUACUGCGUGUCAACCAAGUCAGAGGCAUCAACCUGACCAAAUUUCUUUUUUAGAACUGUUGCACGGAAAUCGUCUUCAUGAUUUGGAUAGCUUAAACGGAUUGAAUGAUACG
Messenger RNA from Striga asiatica, 1203 nucleotides. The record is from the annotation of a GenBank genome assembly. NCBI's taxonomy places the organism in Eukaryota, Viridiplantae, Streptophyta, Magnoliopsida, Lamiales, Orobanchaceae.